Molecule: messenger RNA, 878 nt
Organism: Lasiosphaeria miniovina
Lineage: Eukaryota; Fungi; Ascomycota; Sordariomycetes; Sordariales; Lasiosphaeriaceae
Exons: 1
Coding region: 98-634 (178 amino acids)
Source: RefSeq, a predicted model, not a curated record
GUAGCUUUUCACUUUGCAAGCUGCUUGUUGUGCUUCUCCUUCAUUUUCUCGAUUUCUUCUUUGACUGGCUAGUCGUCGCUGCUGCUCUUGCUCCUGCAUGAGUAGCGCCGUGUCGUGCCGCUCCGUCUUGCUGCCGGCGACGGCGCCGAUCCAGUUGGUCGCGUUGAUCCCGCCGCCGCCACCGUCGCUGGCGGCGCAUCUAAACCAUGAUUCGCUGCCUUCCCCUAGAUCCGGAGUUACAGCGUCACAACUCGAGCCGGCGGUUUUGCAAUUCGCUUCCCUUUCGCCUUUCCCGCCAAGCGAAUGUUAUCCAGGAGCACUACUUCGCAGACGCUAUUACGACCAAUCGAGAACCGUUUGCCUCACUCGUUCGUUCGCUCACUCGCUCGUUCGUUGUGCCGCGCGGUUAAGCUUGCAGUCUGUCUGUCAGUCUGUCAGUCAGUCAGUCAGUCAGUCAGUCUGUCUUGGACGAAACUGCUGGGUACGACCGCUGCCACUUGGCUAUCUAUCUAUCCGUCUAUCGGGCGGUGAGGUUGCCUUGGGCCUCCUCAUGGGCCGCGAGGAUAGAUGCGAGCCUGAACUCGGACUCGGUCGGCUCCCGCAUGCCGCAGCGAGAGGCCAAGUGUGUUCCUGAUAAGGGGGAGAUAUGCGGCAUAACUGUUUGCGCGGCGGAUCUUGUCUGCUGCGACCCGUCUUGUAUCUGCACGACAGUCGGGUACCGCGGCAGCCAUGAUGGUAUAUCGGCGACGGGAGGUCUGCUGGAGCCGCCCCAGGAUUCGCUUUUGAGAUUUUUGGCGCCUUUUGCCUUUCCAUCGCCCGUUGCCUUGCCAUUACCACAAGAGCCAGCGGCAGCUGCGCUCGGGCCGUGCAGUAUCGUA